Limanda limanda (common dab) is the source of this 3476-nucleotide messenger RNA. It is a transcript of the gene gdpd5b, whose product is annotated as glycerophosphodiester phosphodiesterase domain containing 5b. The transcript is spliced from 16 exons. Gene Ontology annotation, biological process: lipid metabolic process; positive regulation of neuron differentiation. The coding region runs from base 420 to 2105 and encodes 561 amino acids. The record is from RefSeq and is a predicted model, not a curated record. Gene Ontology annotation, cellular component: plasma membrane. Lineage: Eukaryota; Metazoa; Chordata; Actinopteri; Pleuronectiformes; Pleuronectidae. Gene Ontology annotation, molecular function: glycerophosphodiester phosphodiesterase activity.
UCAGCCCGCCGGUGUGUGCUCAUGACACCGCCACACACACACCAGGAGACACGCGUGUACCCGCGGACAGCAGCGGCAGAGGGAACCCGACCCGGGACGAAGAGGGGACAUGAGGCGGGACUUCUUGUAGCUGACAAGCGUUCGCCCGGCUCCGUCUCCCCUCCUUUGUGUUCGGUGUAAAACUUCGACCGUGUCAGCAGCUUUGACGCUCCACCGGUGAGCUGCUCACCUCCAGCCCGUCACUUCCCACACGGGCUGUCCCGGUUUGACUCUCUGCUCGCCGGGGAGAAAGUCAGAGAAAAGCCGCUGACACCUCACGCUGAGGCAGGAGAGAAGUGGCAGCAGCCCGCAAACAGGGUUCUUAAUAGUCAGUGGGAUGUUAGAGGUCUGGAAGCAGGACCAGGACUGACUGAAGGAGCAUGGUGAAACACCAACCCCUCCAGGUCUAUGAGCGGCAGCUGUGUCUGUCAUGUAUCACUGGGAUCUAUGGUUGCCGCUGGAAACGCUAUCAACGUUCCCACGAUGACACCACCAAGUGGGAGCUGCUGUGGUCACUCAUCCUCCUUCUCACGUUCUGUCUGCUGCUGGUCUGGUGCUACUUUUGGUGGGAGGCACAUAAUGACUACAAUGAAUUCAACUGGUUCCUCUACAACCGCUCUGGGGAGUGGAGUGAUGGCACUGUUCCCAUCCUGGCAACCACCGCUGCGGGCUUCACCUACAUUGCAUUAUUAAUGAUUUUAGCACUUUGCCACGUUUCACUUGGACAACAGUUAAAUUUGCACUGGCUCCAUAAGGUUGGAGUGGCCGUUGCUCUGCUCACCACCGUCGCUGGGGUGAUAUCUAUCAAUCAGACAUGGGGGCAAGAGUGGGAAAUCAUCCCCAUCUCCCUGCAGGCGACAGGUCCGUUCCUGCACAUAGGGGCUCUCGCUGCUGUCACAGCACUGUCUUGGAUUGUGGCUGGACAGGUCUCCCGCGCAGAAAAAACAAGGUUCCAGGUGGUCGUCAUGCUGCUGUAUCUCAGUUUGUUACUGGGACUCUAUGUGACGCCCCUGUACAUCACCUCCCCCUGCAUCAUGGAACACGCCUCUCUCAAACCCCGUCCUGACGUUAUUGGUCUUCGGGGAGCCUCCAUGCUGGCUCCAGAGAACACACUGUGGUCUUUCCAGCGAGCUUUGCAGAUGAACGUCACUGGGUUGGAAGCUGAUGUGGCUAUCAGUGUGGACGGAGUGCCUUUCCUGAUGCACGACCGCACGCUGCGGAGGACCACAGACAUAGAGAAGGUUUUCCCAGACAGGCAGACGGAUGAAGCUGCACUCUUUAACUGGACAGAUCUGCAGCAGCUCAAUGCCGGACAGUGGUUCCUUAAGGAGGACCCCUUCUGGACGGUGAACACGCUGUCCUCGCGUGAGAAGACUCUGAUUGCCAACCAAAGUGUGUGCAGCCUGGAGCAGCUUCUAAACCUGUCCUCCUACCAUAACAGCACAGUGGUUUUCAGACUCAGGAGACCACCUCUGGAACACCCCUUCUACCACAGCUGGAUCAACGACACACUGCAUGCUGUGCAGCAGUCUCGGGUUCCUCAGAACCUGGUGAUGUGGACUCCAGAUGAGCACAGAGCUCAGAUUAGAGAGCUGGCUCCUGGUCUGAUCCAGACUUCAUUGGAGAAACGGAGUCCUCAAAGUCUCAACCAGUCGGGCAUCAGCAGGCUGCUGCUCAGAUACAACCAGGCCAGCACACAGGAAAUCAGUGACUUCUCCGAGAGCCACAUCAACCUCACCUUCUACACUGUUAACGAGCCCUGGCUGUUCUCGGUGCUCUGGUGCAGCGGGGUUUCAUCGGUUUCUUCAGAGGCUCCGCACAUCCUCAAAAAGGUGCCUUACCCCAUCUGGCAUUUGAGACCACAGGAUUACUGCCUGAUGUGGGUGACUGCAGACCUCAUCUCUUUUGCUGUAGUUGUAGGAAUAUUCAUUUUCCAGAAGUAUAGGAUGAGUGGUAUGCGCAGCUACAACCCUGAGCAGAUCAUGCUGAGUGCUGCCGUCAGGAGGUCCAGUCGAGACAUGAGCGUCAUGAAGGAGAAACUUAUCUUCUCAGGUCAGCCCCAGUAAAGCCGCCUGCCUCCUCCAUCCUUCGUGUGUGAUGUGCACCACCUCCUGUCCAUCCUACCUCCUCUCCAUCUCUUCACCAGCAGUGAUUCUUCCAUUUUUAUUCCAUGCAUCCAUUGCAUCCCUCGUUACCUGCCACCUCUAUGUCUAUUAUGCCCUUUCCAACCAUUCAUCCACCGCUUCACACACCUUGUGAUCUCCCCAUCAUUCCUCCAAGUGGAGACGUCGUUCUGUGUAAGGGAGUUUAUAGACACCCUGUUCUGUCUAGACAGCCUGUAGUGCUGGGGGGGAAAGGUAAGCAAUGUCAGCUGAUCAUCAUUUCCUGUUUUGAAUUUCAGUUUUGCACACUAUUACGACUCUUUCUUUGUUCACUAAAGCCCCUUUCAGACAUGAAAAUCUUCAGAAAAUUUGAGUUUUCUUUUUACAUAUCAAAAACACAACAGUAGACUGUAUGGGGUCAGAUGCUCUCACAACAACAAACAUUUUCAAAAGAAAUAUGGGGUUUCAAUUCAGCAGAAAUGACGUGUUUUUGUUUACAGCACAUCGAAACAGGCAUCAGCAGGUAUAGAUCUAGAAUGUCCUUGUCUUUCCAUGUUGUCAUUUUAGUCAGAGUUUUGUACGUGUAUAGCUCCUCUUUUUUUUCUUUACUGUUUAACGUCUGUCGCAUGUUGGAUACAUCAUCGGCAUGCCUUCGAUGUUCUGGACAUUUUCCUGCUGUUUUCUCAGGUCUUUUUUCUUGUUCCCUCCUAAGAUAUUAAUUUUUCAACCAUCUCUCUAAAGUCACUCUCAAAAUGAUUUGGUUCCUCUGUUAUCUCAGAUAAAUGUGAAUUUCAUCUUGGUCAGAAACCCUGCUUGCUUUUCUCUCUCUGAAGCUCGAAUGGAAGAAGGUCCUGCCUCCAACCACCAGAAUAGGAUAGGUGUAUUAGUCCUCACUCCAAGUAGCGAUUUCACUCCAGUCAUGUAGAGGUUCAACAGACUAUCAGGGUACUUUUAAAUGUAGCUACGCUACUAAACUAUUAGUUAUUAUUAGGAGAAGUAGGAUGCUAUGAUGAUGAUAAAGUACAGCAGCAGAUGGAGCUAAUGCACCUUGAUGUUGAUUGCCACCUGCCAAUAAAGUAAACAAAGAAGAAGCUUGUAGCUGUCACUUAGGCUCUUUCGGACGUUAAAAUGUAAUUAAAAUGUCCAGUUCAGUUCAUGUCUGGAAGCAGCUUUAUUGACCAAGAGUGAGAAUGUUUAUGAAAACAAGAGUUUAAAAUUGUAUUAUAGUUUACUGACUUUUUUUGUUUUAUCCUUUGGCGCCCUCCAGAGGUGGGAAACGGGGCUGGCAGUGCUGAGGAGCUGUAUGAGGACAAUGACUGCGACUACUACACCAAU